Molecule: messenger RNA, 4756 nt
Organism: Apodemus sylvaticus (European woodmouse)
Lineage: Eukaryota; Metazoa; Chordata; Mammalia; Rodentia; Muridae
Gene: Ptpro
Product: protein tyrosine phosphatase receptor type O
Exons: 27
Coding region: 1-3585 (1194 amino acids)
Biological process (GO): peptidyl-tyrosine dephosphorylation involved in inactivation of protein kinase activity; podocyte differentiation; axon guidance
Cellular component (GO): GABA-ergic synapse; glutamatergic synapse; plasma membrane
Molecular function (GO): protein tyrosine phosphatase activity; Wnt-protein binding; cadherin binding
Source: RefSeq, a predicted model, not a curated record
AUGGCGAUGAAUGUUAUGAUGUUCCACGUGACUGUCCAAGAUAACAACAACAUCGUUGUGUCUUUAGAAGCUUCUGAUAUAGUCAGCCCAACAUCUGUGUACGUUGUGAGGGUAGCUGGCGAAUCCAAAAACUAUUUCUUCGAAUUUGAGGAAUUCAACAGCACGUUGCCUCCUCCCGUGGUCUUUAAGGCCACGUAUCAUGGUCUUUAUUACAUAAUCACUCUGGUGGUAGUCAACGGGAAUGUGGUCACCAAACCAUCCAGAUCCAUCACUGUGUUGACAAAACCCUUGCCUGUCACCAGUGUGUCUAUCUAUGACUAUAAACCUUCUCCUGAGACAGGAGUCCUGUUUGAAAUCCAUUAUCCGGAAAAAUACAAUGUGUUCAGCAGAGUGAACAUCAGCUACUGGGAAGGGAGGGACUUCAGGACCAUGUUGUACAAAGAUUUCUUUAAGGGGAAAACGGUGUUUAAUCACUGGCUACCAGGAAUAUGUUACAGUAACAUUACUUUCCAGCUGGUGUCAGAGGCAACUUUUAAUAAAAGUACCCUUGUGGAGUACAGUGGUGUGAGCCAUGAACCCAAACAACACAGAACAGCGCCAUACCCUCCCCGGAAUGUCUCUGUUCGCUUCGUCAACUUGAACAAGAACAACUGGGAAGAGCCUAGCGGGAGCUUCCCUGAGGACUCGUUCAUCAAACCCCAAGACUCAAUAGGAAGAGACAGACUCUUCCAUUUCCCCGAAGAAACUCCGGAGACUCCCCCCAGCAAUGUGUCUUCCGGUUGGCCGGACCCAAAUAGCACGGAGUAUGAAAGCACAUCUCAGCCUUACUGGUGGGACAGUGCAUCUGCAGCCCCUGAAAACGAGGAGGACUUUGUCAGUGUGCUGCCAACCGACUAUGACACUGAGGCCACACUCGGCAGGACAGAGAAGCCCACACCCGACCCUUUCUCUGCCUUCCCUGUGCAGAUGACUGUGAGCUGGUUACCACCCAAACCGCCUACAGCCUUCGAUGGCUUCAAUAUCCUCAUAGAGAGGGAAGAGAACUUUACUGACUAUUUGACAGUGGAUGAAGAAGCCCAUGAAUUCGUUGCAGAACUGAAGGAGCCUGGGAAAUACAAACUCUCAGUGACAACCUUUAGUUCCUCAGGAGCCUGUGAGACUCGGAAAAGCCAGUCAGCAAAAUCGCUCAGCUUCUAUAUCAGCCCCACAGGCGAGUGGAUUGAAGAACUGACCGAGAAGCCACAGCAUGUGAGUGUCCAUGUCUUGAGCUCAACCACAGCCUUGAUGUCAUGGACAUCUUCCCAGGAGAACUACAACAGCACCAUCGUGUCUGUGGUGUCCCUGACCUGUCAGAAACAGAAGGAGAGCCAGCGUCUGGAGAAGCAGUAUUGUACCCAGGUGAACUCAAGCAAACCUGUAAUUGAGAACCUGGUUCCCGGUGCCCAGUACCAGGUUGUGAUGUACCUAAGAAAAGGGCCUUUGAUUGGGCCACCUUCUGAUCCUGUGACAUUUGCCAUUGUUCCCACUGGGAUAAAGGAUUUAAUGCUCUACCCUUUGGGUCCCACGGCAGUAGUACUGAGCUGGACCCGACCUUACCUUGGAGUCUUCAGAAAAUAUGUGGUUGAAAUGUUUUACUUCAACCCUACCACGAUGACCUCAGAGUGGACAACCUACUACGAGAUCGCGGCGACCGUCUCCUUAACGUCGUCCGUGAGAAUAGCAAACCUACUGCCGGCGUGGUACUACAACUUCCGCGUAACCAUGGUGACCUGGGGAGAUCCGGAAUUGAGCUGCUGUGACAGUUCCACCAUCAGCUUCAUAACAGCCCCUGUUGCUCCGGAAAUCACGUCUGUGGAGUACUUCAACAGCCUGCUCCACAUCAGCUGGACCUACGGGGACACCACCACUGACCUGUCCCACUCUAGGAUGCUGCACUGGAUGCUCGUUGCAGAAGGGAGGAAGAAAAUUAAAAAGAGUGUGACACGCAAUGUCAUGACAGCCAUCCUUAGCCUGCCUCCAGGCGACAUCUACAACCUGUCGGUCACGGCGUGCACUGAGAGGGGGAGUAACACCUCCAUGCUCCGCCUUGUCAAGCUAGAGCCGGCCCCUCCGAAGUCACUCUUCGCAGUGAACAGAACACAGACAUCGGUGACCCUGCUGUGGGUUGAGGAGGGUGUGGCUGAUUUCUUCGAAGUCUUCUGUCAGCAGCUCGGCUCUGGACAAGAUGGCAAACUCCAGGAACCCAUAGCUGUUUUCUCCCAUGUGGUGACCAUCUCCAGCCUCCUCCCGGCCACCGCCUACAACUGCAGUGUCACCAGCUUCAGCCACGACAGUCCCAGUGUCCCUACGUUUAUAGCUGUCUCCACAAUGGUUACAGAGGUGAACCCUAACGUGGUGGUGAUCUCGGUGCUGGCCAUCCUUAGCACACUUUUAAUUGGACUGCUAUUAGUGACCCUUGUCAUUCUCAGAAAGAAGCACCUGCAGAUGGCUAGGGAAUGUGGAGCUGGCACGUUUGUCAAUUUUGCAUCCUUGGAGAGGGAAGGGAAACUUCCCUACAGUUGGCGUAGGAGUGUGUUUGCUUUCUUAACCCUGCUGCCUUCAUGUCUUUGGACUGACUAUCUUUUGGCAUUCUAUAUUAACCCUUGGAGUAAAAAUGGCUUAAAGAAGAGGAAACUGACAAACCCUGUUCAACUGGAUGACUUUGAUUCUUACAUCAAGGAUAUGGCCAAAGACUCUGACUAUAAAUUCUCUCUUCAGUUUGAGGAGUUGAAGUUGAUUGGUCUGGAUAUUCCACACUUUGCUGCAGAUCUGCCACUGAACCGAUGUAAAAACCGCUACACAAACAUCCUGCCAUAUGACUUCAGCCGAGUGAGGCUAAUGUCCAUGAAUGAAGAGGAGGGAGCUGACUACAUUAAUGCCAAUUAUAUUCCUGGAUACAACUCACCUCAGGAGUACAUUGCCACCCAGGGUCCACUGCCGGAAACCAGAAACGACUUCUGGAAGAUGGUCCUACAGCAGAAGUCCCAUAUCAUUGUCAUGCUCACCCAGUGCAAUGAGAAAAGAAGGGUAAAAUGUGACCACUACUGGCCAUUCACAGAAGAGCCCAUUGCUUAUGGGGACAUCACCGUGGAGAUGGUCUCUGAGGAAGAGGAGGAAGACUGGGCCAGCAGACACUUCCGGAUCAACUAUGCUGAUGAGGCACAGGAUGUGAUGCAUUUCAACUACACGGCCUGGCCGGAUCACGGCGUGCCUCCAGAAAAUGCCGCGGAGAGCAUCCUGCAGUUUGUAUUCACGGUCCGACAGCAAGCGGCCAAGAGCAAAGGGCCCAUGAUCAUCCACUGCAGUGCGGGUGUGGGACGGACAGGAACCUUCAUUGCCCUGGACAGGCUCCUGCAGCACAUCCGAGACCAUGAAUUUGUGGACAUCUUAGGGCUGGUGUCAGAAAUGCGCUCAUACCGAAUGUCGAUGGUACAGACAGAGGAGCAGUACAUUUUUAUCCAUCAGUGUGUGCAGCUCAUGUGGCUGAGGAAGAAGCAACAGUUCUGCAUCAGUGACGUCAUCUAUGAGAACGUCAGCAAGUCCUAGUUCAGAAUCUGGAGCGGUGAGGACAUGAUAUCUCCGCAUCCUCCUUGCUUCCAGAGUUUUUAUAGGGGCUUUUAGUCACUUUGCUAAACCAAGUCCCUGCUGUGCAGUAUGUGGACAAGGAGGGGAUUUACUUCCUAGAACCGAGAAGACUUAGCCUUAAGGAGCCUACAGUAUCGUUUGGAGUCUUUUCACUUCUAGAUGUUUGAUGGACCAAAUUCACUAGGAUUCCAGAAAGGUCAAGAUACUCCUCUAAGGGCAGGAAGUGCAAUUCUUCCUGAUGGUUCCAUUGGCUCUCUGCUGCUCGGACUGGGUUGAUUUUUUUUUUUAAGUGCAAUAAUUUCUGUAUAAUUGUGAUUUUUUUUUUACAUUCACAAUUCAGAAGGUUGAAUUGUUAUCUUCCCACACCAUCGAUCAGUGCCACAGCCUUGGAAAGAACCAACGUCAUCAUGGAGUUUUAUUUCAUCACUGAAAAGGCAUGGCUACACCGGAAGAUGUGGAGAUGAACCUCCUUCAAAGAAAAUGAGCGCGUUCGCCCCUCGCGCCAUCCUUGAAGCUAGUGGUCAGGGGCAGGCGGGCAGAUGGGGAAGAGAGCAGUUCUACUCACACGUCAGCCAGCUUAUCUUUUCCUAUUUCAAAUAUGAAAACCUGUGUUUCAAAGUAGAGUAGGAAAAACAUUACGUGUCUGACUUAUAGUGGGUUUCUUCCUUGUUGACAGUUGGGAGUUUCUUCCAUGGCUUUUUUGAACUAAUGUCGCGGUCCGUUUCAAACAGCCAGAGCUGAUUCAAUAGUUUUGAGUCUGACUCUGAACUCUGAGAAAUCUUGGUGCCUAGCCUUCAUGUUUAUUUUUCUGUCCACCUGUGUAUACAAAAAAAACGUUUCUCCAAGAGCUAUAGGCUGUAAAAAUGCACUUUCUUUCCCCACCCAGAGGAUGAUCUGGGAAUUCAGCUGUCAAGACAACAAACUCAGCAUGCUAGGACAGUUAUUGGACACCAUCCCUAAGAAUACUGUUGAGUGUCUCUAUGGAUUCCUACAGGAGAUUCUCUGGGUCUUCUUUGCAUUUCUGUUGUCAGACUCAUUUUAACCUGUGUAGCUAGUGGCAUUAUAUUCUUUGGAUUUUGUAUGAUUAAAGGACAUGAUUGUGUGUUGUGACCAUGAAAGUUGUCGAAAUGAA